Molecule: messenger RNA, 811 nt
Organism: Aphanomyces invadans
Lineage: Eukaryota; Oomycota; Saprolegniomycetes; Saprolegniales; Verrucalvaceae
Exons: 2
Coding region: 1-648 (215 amino acids)
Molecular function (GO): GTPase activity; GTP binding
Source: RefSeq, a predicted model, not a curated record
AUGGACGAAGUCGGAAUCGAUCGCAAGAUUGUUAUCGUGGGCUGCACAGACACUGGCAAGACGUCUUUGACGAUCCGCUACUGCCACAACAACUUCAACACGCUGACUGCAGCGACGAUCGGGGCAUCAUUCAUGCAGAAGCGCAUUGCGCUCGACAAACACAAGAUGACACUUCAAAUAUGGGAUACUGCAGGCCAAGAGCGCUUUCGCUCCAUGACGCCCAUGUACUACCGCAACGCCAAGGCUGCCAUCCUCGUCUUCGACAUCACAAAGGAAGACACGUUCGAAAAGGUCAAGGGAUGGUUGAGCGAUCUGAGAAAGUACGUGGCAGAUGACAUUGUGCUCGCUGUCGUUGGGAACAAAUGUGACUUGCCUACAUCGUUCCAUUUUGGACGUGCCGAAGCAUUUGCGCGUGAAAUCGGCGCGACGGCGCACCAAACGAGUGCGCAGACGGGUCAAGGGGUUGAAGCAUUGUUCGACACAGUUUCUCGCUCCCUGCUAAAGAAGCACUUGGAAAGCGAACGCUUGCAGGCGAUGUCGUCCUCGCCUCACGCAAGCCGAUUUCCUGCUUCGAACCCAGAUCCCCUCCUUCGAUUGGACCAAGCCACGACACCGCCGUCGAAGCAGUCCGGAGGGUGCUGCAAGUAGUGCCUCCAACAUUUAGUGGCGCCAUCAAGUCGUUCUCUCUGCUAAGCAUGCGUCCGUUUGUGCGUGACAUCACGAGAAUCGUGCAACCCAGCACCAAUAGUCUAUCCAUCUAAAACUUGUUGAUUUGUUUUAACCUCACACGAGAUGGAAUUUGUUGUUGAGA